UCUUUUGUAUCCUUUGUUUCUUUGUGGAUCUGACCGAUCUGUCCUUGCUUUUCUUUCACAAUUUUAUUUUCAAAAUCGUGAAUUUUUCAUAUUUUGUUGUUGCCAUCUCGAAAGGCCCCGAGAAGCUAUAAUUCGCUCCCUGCAUUUUCGUCUGCUGAGAUCAAAUUUCUGUCCUUUGUGAGCUCAAAUGCCUCCUUCAUACUUCCCUCUGAGGUGGGAGAGCACGGGAGAUCAGUGGUGGUACGCUUGCCCAAUUGACUGGGCUGCUGCCAACGGCCACUAUGACGUAGUCCGGGAGCUCCUCCACCUCGACACCAACCAACUCAUCAAGCUCACCUCCCUGAGGCGAAUUCGCCGUCUUGAGACUGUCUGGGACGACGAAGCUCAGUUCAAGGACGUCGCCAAGUGUCGUUCCCAGGUUGCUCGGAAGCUGUUCGUUGAAUGUCAGAGUAAGAGGGGAAGCAACUCCCUCAUACGUGCCGGCUACGGUGGAUGGCUUCUAUACACUGCUGCCUCCGCUGGGGACUUGGGUUUUGUGAAGGAACUGCUUGACAGAGACCCUCUCUUAGUCUUUGGGGAAGGAGAGUUCGGUGUCACUGAUAUAUUAUAUGCUGCUGCAAGGAGCAGGAAUUCCGGGGUGUUCAGGCUCCUCUUUGAUUUCGCAGUGUCACCAAGGUGUUUGAUGAACAGUGGCGGAGAAAUGGAGGAACAGCCAAAUGAGGUUCCUUCGGUUUUUAGGUGGGAGAUGGUGAACAGGGCUGUUCAUGCUGCAGCUAGAGGAGGUAACUUGGAGAUCCUCAGGGAGCUUCUUGCAGAUUGCACUGAUGGCUUGGCUUAUAGGGAUAUUCAGGGUUCUACUAUCCUGCAUGCGGCCUCUGGCAGGGGACAAGUUGAGGUAGUCAAGUAUCUAGUGGCAUCCUUUGAUAACAUCACUUCAACUGACAAUCAAGGAAACACAGCAUUGCAUAUGGCUGCUUACAGGGGUCACUUAGAUGUGUUAGACACUCUAAUUCUUGCAUCUCCUUCAUCCGUCUCUUUGAAAAACAACGGGGGAGAUACCUUCCUACAUAUGGCUGUGGCUGGUUUCCGAACUCCAGGUUUCCGAAGGUUGGACCGACAGAUUGAGCUCAUGAAGCAGUUGGUCUGUGGAAAGAUCAUGAAUAUGCAAGAUGUCAUUAAUAUCAGAAACCAUGAAGGAAGAACUGCUCUUCAUAUGGCUGUUCUCGAGAAUAUUCACUCUAAUCUGGUGGAACUCCUAAUGAGGAUACCUUCAAUUGAUCUAAAUAUUCGUGAUGUAUAUAGUAUGACACCGUUAGAUCUUCUCAGACAACGGCCAAAAUCUGCAUUGUCUGAAUUACUCAUCAAACAGUUGAUCUCAGCUGGUGGAAUCUCCAAUUGUCAGGACUAUAUGGCUAGAAGUGCCAUUGUUUCUCACCUAAAGAUGCAAGGUAUUGGAAGCAGUCCUGGAACUUCCUUUAAAAUCUCUGAUGCGGAGAUAUUCUUGCACACGGGCAUUGGUAAUAUGCUGGAAGCUGGUGGUGAUCUGGGAAGUGCAACAUGCUCUAGUGAACAGAGUAACUUUGACUCUGUUGAUGGGAGCCACAGCUCUUUUGAUAAUAAAAGGCCUCAUUCUGUAAACUAUGCAGCAAGGCGUCUAAAGAUUCUCCUUCGCUGGCCAAGGCGAAAAGAAAAGAAACCUGAAGCUUUGAAGAAGUUGGGAGAUGAUAAUUCAGUUGGAUCAUGUAAGAAAUGGAGUGAUAUGGAGGAGACUCCAACUCCACUCAGACAGAGAUUCUCAAAGCCCUCAUCGCUUCCCAACAACAAAAGGGCUCUUUCUGUCAGGAGUAGUCUUCCAAGUCCAUCAAGCAAGAAGAAGUUUGCUGCAGGACUAAUGCAAGGUGUUAUUCAGGCCAUGCCGCAUCUAGUUGUUCCCGCCCGAUCACCUACCAGUUCUUUCUCAGUAUCACCAAUUCCGUCACCUACCUCCUCAGAUAAACAAAAGGGCAUGCAUACUGGAAAUGAAAUUGUAGAUCCCUCCUGCUCUAAUCAAUCUCUAAUUGAUGGAGCAGCGGACAUGAACCAAAAACAAACCUCAAUUAACCGGAGGUUGAUGAACCAGUAUUUUUGUUUUGGUACACAGAGCUUGGGUGUAGAAGAUCCUAUCAGGGGGGCACCGUCAAACCAGGGAUACUAGCGUUCACUUCUAUCAGUGGCUUGAUUGAGUUGAUCUGAACAGAUGGUGCACUGAUACAGAGCAUCUAAUCAGGUUUACUUCAUUGUGAACCUUCUUUUGUUAUUUUCUAGUCUGAAGUUUGGAAUCUGAAAAUGUUUAUACUGUAGUAUUAGACGGCGAGAAGUUGAGUUAAUCACAAGUAAGAAUGAUGUGAUUUUUAAUUCUACCACAAUAUAUUCUGGCUCAGUUUUGUGAUUCCUCUGGAUGGCCCAUGCAGUGAACUGGACUGGGCUCCUUC
This is a messenger RNA of Telopea speciosissima, 2471 nucleotides long. RefSeq names its product espin-like. NCBI's taxonomy places the organism in Eukaryota, Viridiplantae, Streptophyta, Magnoliopsida, Proteales, Proteaceae. The record is from RefSeq and is a predicted model, not a curated record. Gene Ontology annotation, molecular function: protein binding. The transcript has 3 exons. The coding region runs from base 188 to 2194 and encodes 668 amino acids.